Messenger RNA from Rhizophagus irregularis DAOM 181602=DAOM 197198, 210 nucleotides. RefSeq lists its product as uncharacterized. The record is from RefSeq and is a predicted model, not a curated record. Lineage: Eukaryota; Fungi; Glomeromycota; Glomeromycetes; Glomerales; Glomeraceae. Gene Ontology annotation, biological process: mitochondrial electron transport, ubiquinol to cytochrome c.
AUGUCGGCUCUUCAAAUCAAAGUACAACCUCACAUCAAGAGAUUAACUCUAGAAAGAGCAAGAUUAUGGGCACCAUCUGUCAUAGGAUUUGCUGGAACUCUUGGUACAGCAGCUUUACUCUUCACUGAAACAGUCCCAAGAGUUCGUCGAGACAUUUUAAGCAAUAUUCCUAUUCUUGGCAAUUAUUGGCCUCAAGCAGAAAAAAAAUGA